This is a messenger RNA of Cannabis sativa, 4848 nucleotides long. RefSeq names its product histidine kinase CKI1. Gene Ontology annotation, biological process: phosphorylation; phosphorelay signal transduction system. Lineage: Eukaryota; Viridiplantae; Streptophyta; Magnoliopsida; Rosales; Cannabaceae. The coding region runs from base 1166 to 4570 and encodes 1134 amino acids. Gene Ontology annotation, molecular function: phosphorelay sensor kinase activity. Gene Ontology annotation, cellular component: nucleus. The transcript is spliced from 7 exons. The record is from RefSeq and is a predicted model, not a curated record.
CAAAUAUAUAAAAACUACGAAAUAAAGUUUAAGAAAUAACACGAAUGAGGUAUAAGUUUAAGAAAAAUAUAUAAAAAUAUAUGUAAUAUUAUUUUGUAACUGUUAUUGAAUCUUUUUUAGAUGACUUUGGUAUUAUUUUUCUUCUUUUUGCUCCUUUCUCAGAAUUUAAUUAAAACUACCAAAAUUAGAAGACCAUGGUGGUGAAAACCAUGUGCUAAAACACAGUAUUAUAUACACUAAGUUAAGCUGGUUUUAUUUUUUCAGUUAUAAUAAAUUAUAACAAUUAUUUUUUUUAAGAUUUCUUUCUAGUCUGAUAUUAAAUGCACAUUAAUUUUCAGAUUUUUCAUUUUUGCAUGGUGAUAACGUGUUGCUUCUGGUGUAUCAACUCUCUCUCUCUCUAUAUUUUUUUUUUCUUGAAUAAAAUUUAUAAUUUCCAAAGAAAGUCCAUAUAUUUCUCUCUUUCUCUCUCUCUCAGUAUUUCUUUUAACCUUGACACGUUUAUUAAUAUGAAUGAAGAAAACUUUAAAAGGGAAAUCAAAUGGAAAUUUCCCACUUGUAUUUCCUAAAUUUUAAUUAUUAAAACAAAAAAGUAAAAGUUCAAUAAUCCUAUAAACUUUUUCUUAAGGGUAUAAUCACUAUAUAAAUAUCACUUCUCUAGGGGCUUCUUCUUCACUUCUCCCUAAUAUCCAAACACACAUGUAUUAGUCAAUUCUAAAACAAAAUCCUGUUUAGCCAUCACUUAAAACCAAAAAAAAAAUCUCUAGUCCUCAAAGGAAUACAAUUCGAGUUUAAAGAAUAAAAUAGAAAAAAAUCUUAAUAAUCUCAAUUACUUGAAGAUAUACCAUGAGGCUGGUAUCACCUGUAGUACUGCUGCGGCUCCUUGUUGUCAUUGUUCUGGUAAUAAUUAUUUCCAUAAUUUCCAAAUAAAUUUAUAUUAAUUUGAUUGCAACAUUAUAUUACAUUUCUUUUACGUACUCACAUUCAUAAUAAUAUCCAUUAUUAUUUGAAUUGUCAUUUUUUGAUAAUUUUUUACAAGAUAAUCGAGAAUGUUAUUUUGCAAAAUUACACUAAAGAAUAUUUUAUUUUUAUUUGAAAUUAAAAUAAAUAAAUGUAGGUAACGGCAGUGGUAGUACUUCAGGGUUUAUUGUUACCAAAUUGGUAUGGAAUGAUUAAACAUGUUAAAGAGGAUGUACAUGUGAGCUCCAACCAUUUGCAUUCCCAACUCAAAUCCCAAAUUGAGAGAACUACAAGGCUUUUCAGCCAAACAACUUCUUCUACACCCAACUUGGCAAGAUUUUUAGAUUCAUCUUUUAAUGGAUCUAACCUCUCAUUCUCUGAUAUUGAAAUCAAGGUGGCGCCACUUUUAUUCCAAUCGCUACUAAUGACCCCACACCUUGGUCAAAUCUCAUACAUUGGAAAAGAUGGUCAAGUUAUAUCCUACUCCAUGGACCAACUCAAUCAAAUAUUUAUGAUCUACUCUCCUCACUAUUAUUCCACCCCCAUGAAAAACACCAAUUGGUACAAACAAAGAGUUGAUCAUGACACUGGAAAGACACUUGGAGAUGUCACCACAUUCAAACCAUUCACCACCAUUAAUGCAAGCUCCUUCACAGACUUAGCCUUGAACAGCAUGAAUGGCUCCUAUGCUUUUCUAGGAACCAAAUGGGACAAUGGUCAUGAUCUCUUACUCCAAAACUCAGCCACUGUUAACCGUGGCAAAGGUCUCAUUGUUCUAGGGUAUUUGGUCAAAGACCUAAGUGAUGAGUUAUAUGGUGAUGUGAGUAGUAGUAGUAGUAGUAGUAGUAGCUUGUUGUACUUGGCUACCAAAGGUGGAGAAAUGGUUGUUAAUCAUGGGCUCAAAGGGACUAAGAUGGUCGUUGAUGUAGAGGAUCAUAGUAAUCAUGUUUCAGUCUCAUUUGAAUUGAUUGAACCGAAUGGUAGUGGUGAUCAUAAUGCAAGUGUUAAAUGUUAUUCUUAUAGCAGUGGGAGAUCUUCACCAUCACCAGUGAUAAGUACUACAGUUGUGAAUAUUGAAGGAACCAAUUAUGACUUCUAUUGUUCUCAACUUGAUGUGAUUGGGGUGCAAUCGGUGUAUGCAUUGGCAGUGCCACAAAGUGAAAUGGUGAACUUUGUGCACAAGCAAAGUACAGUGCAGCUCAUCCUUCUAGUAUCAAUAAUGGUGACAACCAUUCUUCCAAUAUUCAGCUUUGUGUUCAUAAAUUUCAGAGACUCAAUAAUAGAGAAUUAUCUGAGAGAUGCACUGAUGGAGCAACGGGAGGCAACCAAACUAGCUGAGGAGAGGACUCAAAACAGAAGCCUAGCUUUUGCAAGAGCCAGCCAUGACAUUAGAGCUCCUUUGGCUGGAAUUAGUGGUCUCAUAGAGUUGUCUUAUAAGGAGGUUACUCCUGGCACUGAGCUUGAAACUAAUUUAAGACAAAUGGAUGCUUGUACCAAGGACCUUUUAGGUAUAUUGAACACCAUUCUUGACACAAGCAAAAUUGAGGCUGGAAUGAUGAGGCUAGAAGAGGAAGAGUUUGAAAUGGCUCCUCUUUUGGAAGAAGUAGCUGAUUUGUACCACCCUGUUGGAGCUAGUAGAGAAAUUGAUAUGAUUUUGGACCCUUGUGAUGCCUCUGUGAUAAAGUUUUCACAUGUCAAAGGUGAUAGAAUCAAGCUUAAACAGAUACUAUGCAACUUGUUAAGCAAUGCUGUCAAAUGUACACCAAAUCAUGGUCAAGUGGUUCUUAGAGCUUGGGCUAGAAAACCAUGCUUCACAAAUAGCUCAAUCAAUGACACCCCACCAAAUGAAGGAGUUAUAAAGAAACUAUUUCCAUGCUUGUCUCAAAAGAAAAAAGCUCAUGAGAACGACCAUGACCAUGAUGCUGUUGCUGCUGCUGAUGAUGAUCAAUCCAUGAAUAUGGUCAAGAACGAUCCGCAUGUUAUGGACUUUGUGUUUGAAGUGGAUGACACAGGGAAAGGAAUCCCGAAGGAAAAACGAAAGGCGCUUUUCCAAAACUAUGUCCAAGACAAAGAUACUACUGUAAUUAAAGGAGGCACUGGCUUAGGACUUGGUAUUGUCAAGUCUUUGGUAGAAUUGAUGCAUGGAGAAAUCUCUGUCGUGGACAAGAACAUUGGAGAAAAGGGAGCUUGCUUCAGGUUCAAUAUUCUUCUCUCUGUGUGUGAGGAUGCCUUUGACAAUAAUAAUAGCUGUACUACUAAAGAAGACCAAAAUGAAUUGGAAACUAAUGCUACUAAUAAUAGUAGUACUGCUACUAAUAAGGAAGACCAUGAAUUGGAAACUAAUGAGCUGGUACCAAGUAACAUUGGUAAGCAAGAAGAAGAAGGUGUUAGCCAAAUAAGCACACUCAACCCGAACUGUAGUCCAAGUCCUAAGGUAGAUAGUUCUUAUGUUAUCCUAAUGAUUCAAAACGAUGAAAGGAGAAGAGUUUCACUGAAUUUCAUGAAGAGACUUGGGAUAAAUGUUUUGUUGGUGGAACAGUGGGAACAACUUCCUAGUAUUCUCAACCAAGUGAAGUGCAUGAAGCAAGGGAACAACAGUGGUGACAACUCAAGCACAGACUCUUCAGCAUCCCAGAGUCCUUACAAAGCCAUUGAAACAAAUGGCGAAAACUACGCACUUUCCCUCUUCAAAAGGAGUACUACUAUUGAUCAUCUACCUCGGGGAACAUCGGGUGGGUUAGUAGUAAUGGUAAUGGAUACAACUGCUGGACCAAUUUCACAGCUGUUAGAGGUGGUGAAUGAGUUCAAAAACAGCCUCGAAAACACUACUUGCCGAGUUUUUUGGCUAAUGAAUCCACUGGCUCGUACCACCGACAACUCUUUCUUUGACACAAAUGACACUAUUAUGUACAAGCCAUUCCAUGGGACUCGUUUGUUCCAAGUGGUGAGACUUCUUCCAGAAUUUGAGGCUUCAUCUUCAACUACAGUUCCUUCUAGAAGGGUCAAGCAUGAAAUCGAAGAAGUUGGUAGUACAAGCAGUGAGUUCAAGAUGCUUUUGAACAAGACCCUUUCAAUCCAUGAACAUAAUUACAGGUACUCAUCUUAUCAUAUGUCUAAGACUCAAUUUCUAAGUGAAAUACAAGAACCUGGGGAAUCGACCAAGACAAGCAAUCCAAGUGAGAAGCUACCAUUAAGUGGGAAGAAGAUUCUGGUUGUAGAUGACAACUUAUUGGCUCGAGAAUUGGCUAGUAGAAUAGUCAAACAGCAAGGUGCAACUACUGAUCUAUGUUCAAAUGGCAAAGAAGCUUUUCAACUUGUUUCCAAAGAACUAGCCAAUCAGAUGAAACAUGGAGAAUCUAUGACUCUUCCUUACUAUUGUAUAUUGAUGGAUUGUGAGAUGUCAGUAAUGAAUGGAUAUGAAGCAACUAAGGAGAUAAGAAAAGAGGAGAAACUAUACGGUGCUCAUAUACCAAUAUUCGGUCUGACUGCUCAUACAGCGGGUUCUGAAGAAACUGACAAGACAACAGAAGCUGGGAUGGAUGCUUGUCUAAGCAAACCGUUGAAACAAAACGAUCUGUUUAAAGCCAUCCGAUCCAUCAAUGCAUCAAAGUGAUCAUGUUCCCUACAUGCUAUCUUGAAAGUUUGUUAAUGAGAAUAAGCAAUUCACAGAAACUCGUUUCUGUGUUACUAUUUAACUGAGACAGGAACAAAAAAAUACACUCACAAACACAGACAAUAAUCUUAGUUAAGAACCAAUAUUAUCAUACUGAUAUGGGCUUGGUAAUCUUAUUUAGGGUACCUGCUAACUGCCUUGUAUUUGUAGUUUCAUUUUCUAUAUAUCUUAUCUAUAUAAUUUAUAUAAAUAUAUAAAAAAAAAGUUUUUAUCUGUAA